This is a messenger RNA of Letharia columbiana, 870 nucleotides long. RefSeq lists its product as uncharacterized. The transcript has a single exon. The record is from RefSeq and is a predicted model, not a curated record. Lineage: Eukaryota; Fungi; Ascomycota; Lecanoromycetes; Lecanorales; Parmeliaceae. The coding region runs from base 1 to 870 and encodes 289 amino acids. Gene Ontology annotation, biological process: transcription initiation at RNA polymerase II promoter. Gene Ontology annotation, cellular component: transcription factor TFIIE complex.
AUGUCGUACCUCGACAACCAAAUUAGCGCUUUCAAGUCAAACCUCACUUCGUCCUCUAACAAACUCUCAAAUAAGCGUACGGCUGCUGCUCCCGCAAACUCUACCACAUCACCUGCACCAUCACAAGCCUCAAUAACAGUCAAGAACGAUCUUAAGCGCAAGCGGGUGGAGCAGCCCAACACGGUCUUCUCGCAGCCAAAAGACACAGGCACCGGCUCCCAUAUCAUAACUCAGGUCACCUAUGCGCUAGAAAAGCUCAAGGAAAAGGAUAUUCAGUGGACGUGGCAAAGGUUGGGCGAGUAUUUGUCUUUGCAUGGCCGUGAGGAAGGGUACGGGCAGGCUUUGAAGAGAAUAUUGAUCACCCAUGACAAGGUGAAGUACCAGCGAGUUGAUGGCAAAGGGGAAGACUUUUUCUCUUUCCGGCCAAUCCACGAUAUUCGGUCUGCCGACGAAUUGCUGGGAUUUUUACAAUCUCAACCUACAGCUCAGGCCCUUAGCGUUAAGGAUCUGAAGGACGGAUGGCAUGGUGCGUUAGAUGCGAUAGACGAUCUUGAGAAGCAGGGCAAGCUUUCCGUGACCCGGCAUAAGAAAGAUGACAGUCCCCGAUUCGUAUGGCCAAACGAUCCAUCCCUAUUUUUCCCAAUCGAUCAGGAGUUCAAAACAAUGUGGCAAAAGAUAAAAUUGCCCGAGCCUGGAGCACUGGCAGAUGAACUGGAGCGCGAAGGCUUAACGCCUGCGAACAAGAGUCGCUCCAUCAAAGCGAAGCCAGUAAAACAUGAGAACAAGACGAAGAGAGCGAGGAAGGGUGGAAAGACGACGAAUACUCACAUGGCGGGGGUAUUGCGAGAUUAUUCGCAUCUCAAAAAAUGA